AUGAUACGGCCUACGGGGAAAGGGAUUCCAAAAGAGAAGCAAAAAUCUGUAUUUGAAAACUAUGUUCAAGUCAAAGAGACAGCUCUUGGACAAGAAGGAACUGGUUUAGGACUAGUUCGUCUAAUGGGAGGAGAAAUAGGAAUUGUGGACAAGCAAGUUGGGGAAAGGGGAACUUGUUUCAGGUUCAACACCUUCUUCAGCACUUGCACUGAAAUAGGCAUGUCUGGAAAUGCAAGAGACGAUGACAUUGAAGUUCCUGGUGGUUCCACAUCAAGUGGCUCUUAUCAGUAUUCGGGGUCCAUUAAUAGAAGCCAUAGCCCCAAGGCAGAAGUAUCCCAAUUAGUAAUAUUUAUCCAGAGCAACGAAAGGGCCAAAAUUAUACAGAAAUUCAUGGUACGACAGGGGAUAAAAGUAUAUGCAGUCAAGCAACACGAACAACUUUCAGAUACUCUCAAGAGAAUCAAACAGAAACUGAACCUUUCACGCCAAAGCUCCUCAGUCAAAUCUGAAGUUAAUACAUCAAGGGCAUCUAGUACUCGAUCAAAGGAUGUGCCCCUUAGUUCACUAGAAGGGACAGAUAAUGUUCCAUCUCUUCAAAGACGGACUAGUGCUAGAAGUUUUUCGAGCUUGGUUUUGAUUGUGAUUGAUACAAGCGCUGGGCCAUUUCGUGAUAUCAGUAGGGCUGUGGCUGAAUUCAGAAGGGACCCAAGCAACAACUACUGUAGUAGGGUGGUUUGGUUAAAUAAACCGGGCACGAAUAGCAUAAAUUUUCAUGGCCUUGAUGAGGCUGCAGCCAAUAAGACUUACACUAGGCAAAUUGUUGGAAAAUCGUCCUCGGAAAAUACUCCUAGCCGGAAGGAUGAAAUAGAAGAACUUUCACCCGAGUUUGCAGAAAGAAGAGGAGAAAAUCUAUUUAAUCCCAAAAAUAUUGUGCCUGGACAAAUUCAUCAUGAAUCCCACACUUCAGGAACAGCUAAUACUAGCCAUAAUCAAGAUGAUGAUCCCAUCGGGCGCAAAAUAGCAACAUCUUCAGCUUCCCAGCUUGGUGCAUACACAUUUUCCUGUGUGAUGGGGAACAAGCUCUUGAAGCAGUUUACAGGGAUCUUUAGGAUCAAUACUUAA
Molecule: messenger RNA, 1122 nt
Organism: Fraxinus pennsylvanica
Lineage: Eukaryota; Viridiplantae; Streptophyta; Magnoliopsida; Lamiales; Oleaceae
Source: the annotation of a GenBank genome assembly